UUCCACAACACAUCAUCUUUUGUUCGAAAUAAAGAAUAAAAAGAAUCAUAUCAGCUUAUUAAUUAUUCAAAUAGUAAUCAGUUUGAUAAAAAAUAUUCAAUCUAUAGUUUCACGUCGAUACAAAAUUAUUCGUCAUCGUAGGUCCUUAAUUGGGGAAGAGAAAAAAAUCGCCGAAACUUAUACAAGCAAAUCAGAUUGUUUUGUUUUUUAAGAAAAUGAAAAUAUUUACAGUGUUUGUUCUGUUACUUUCAAUAUUUAUCUGUUCUUCUGAAAGCCUCCAAGAAUCUAAGUCUGGAACUAAAGACAAACCAAAAUUGAACCAUCCUAAAGAAAAGGACGAAGAUUCAAAGGAAGAAUCAGAUGAAGAAUUUGAUGGAUUUGUAAAAAUUCUUGCUGGUGAUUUCAAUUAUCCAAGUUCUGGUAUAAAAAUGGUAAGGGCUCCUGAUCUGUCUAAAGAUAGUGACAGUAAGAAGAUAACUGAUACACUUUCAUUGAUGUUGGAAUCACAAGAAAAAUGGAUACAGAAAUUUGAAGAAGAACUUGAAGAAAUACAUCAUAGCGAAUCAUUUGAUGACGUUAAAACUGAAAAAACAGCUGAAGAAAUUGAAGCUGAAAAUUUUUAUGAACAAGCACUGGUAAUUCUUAAUAAAACCAAACACAUAAAUCGAGAUGAAGGUUUUGUUCUGCUUCAGAAAGCAGCCGAGAAAGGACAUAAACAAGCAAAAGCUAGAAUUGCAUGGGGUCAUUUACUCGGCAAUCCUCUUGAACUAAAUGUAGAGAAAGCAAAAGAGACUUUUGAAGAACUUGUUGAGAGUGGAUUACCAGAAGCUCAUAUGGCAAUGGGAUUCAUGUUCGCAACUGGAAUUGGAUAUAAUGUUUCCCAAUCAAAAGCUUUGGUUUAUUAUACAUUAGCAGCAAUAGCUGAUAAUCCUUUCGCUCAAAUGAUCCUUGGAUAUCGUUAUUGGACAGGUAUAACUGUUCCAAAUAGUUGUGAAAAAGCACUAGAUUAUUACCGUAAAGUCGCCUCUAAAGUUGCAUCAGAAGUAACAUUUUCUGGCGGUCCCGCAAUUCAUCGUGUGCGAUUACUUGAUGAAAUUGAAAAUUCGGGAAUAAGCUCAGGUGUUCUGGACAAUGAUCUAAUAGAUUAUUAUGAAUUAUUAGCCAAUAAAGGUGAUGUUCAAGCACAAGUUGGUUUAGGUCAGUUGCAUUAUCAGGGUGGCCGUGGCAUUGCUCUCGAUCAUCGAAAAGCGUUAACUUAUUUCACUCCUGCUGCAAAUGCUGGCAAUGCUGUUGCAAUGGCUUUCUUAGGAAAAAUUUAUCUAGAAGGAAGUGAAAAUAUCAAAGCUGAUAACGAGACAGCACUAAAGUUCUUCAAAAAAGCUGCUGACCUGGGAAAUCCUGUGGGACAGAGUGGACUUGGUAUCAUGUAUUUACAAGGUAAUGGUGUCCCCAGAGACACUGAAAAAGCCUUGAAAUAUUUCACUCAAGCUGCAGAUCAAGGAUGGGUAGAUGGACAAUUACAACUUGGAAACAUGUACUACAGUGGAAUAGGUGUGAAACGCGAUUUUAAACUCGCUAAUAAAUAUUUCAAUUUGGCAUCACAAUCGGGUCAUGUUUUGGCUUUUUACAAUCUCGGUCAAAUGCAUGCCUCAGGUGUCGGAAUGAUGAGAUCAUGUCCAACUGCUGUCGAGUUAUUUAAAAAUGUUGCUGAACGAGGCAAAUGGUCCGAACGCUUAAUGGUCGCAUAUCAAGAUUAUCGAGGCUACAAGUAUGAAGAAGCUUUUAUGCAGUAUGGUCUCCUAGCUGAGCUUGGCUAUGAGGUUGCGCAAAGCAAUUCUGCUUUUCUUCUAGAUCGUAGUGAAAUAAAACUAUUCACAAAUCGACAAGAGGAUUUAUUACGUGCAUUACAAUAUUGGGGACGAGCUGCAGGACAAGGAUAUUCAGCUGCUCAAGUUAAGCUUGGAGAUUAUCACUACUAUGGACUUGGUACAGGAGUAAUUGAUUAUGAAACAGCAGCAUCGCAUUAUCGAAUGGCUUCAGAACAACAACAUAAUGCACAAGCAAUGUUCAACUUAGCUUAUAUGCAUGAAAAAGGUCUUGGAAUGAAAAAAGAUAUUCAUUUGGCAAAAAGAUUUUACGAUCUUGCUGCUGAGACAAAUGUAGAUGCGAAAAUACCUGUGGUGCUUGCAUUAUUGAAACUUCAACUUUUCUAUAAAUUUGAAUCAUUGCGUGAGGACAGUUUUUUUAACUUAUUGUUAGGUUUGGAUGAGAACAUUUCAUCGAAUUGGGAUCUUUAUCUCAUAACUGUCAUCACAAUCUUUCUCGGAAUGAUAAUAUAUUCCAGACGACCUCCUCCUGAAAUUGUUCAUGUUACACUUCCUUCAACAAAUGAUGAAAAUGUGAAUCAAAACACUAGAGGAGAGCCAGAUGAGGAACCUCAAGUGAAUAAUGAUAGUACACAAUGAUUCAGUUAAAAUUAAUCAUCCGACAUGAAAUUUUUUAAUGAGUCUUUUUUAAGGAAAUUUAUAGUCAAAAUUGCUUGACGAGGAAAUUCCUCUUCGGCUAUUGUGUUAAAAUAUAAUGAAAAAAUAUUUGAUUUUAAGAUGAACAUUGUUGUUUCCAAUAUGAAAAAUUAAUACACAAGAUUUCAAAAA
Molecule: messenger RNA, 2654 nt
Organism: Clunio marinus
Lineage: Eukaryota; Metazoa; Arthropoda; Insecta; Diptera; Chironomidae
Source: the annotation of a GenBank genome assembly